This is a messenger RNA of Paramuricea clavata, 304 nucleotides long. Lineage: Eukaryota; Metazoa; Cnidaria; Anthozoa; Malacalcyonacea; Plexauridae. The record is from the annotation of a GenBank genome assembly.
ACGUCCAAAGCAAAAUGGCAGGAAGCAAGAUCAAGAUGCCAAGCAGACGGACUCCAUUUGGCAAAAAUCUCUAAUCCUACAGAAAAUAAUGCAGUAAAAACACUUCUCAAGGGAGUAACUCAAGCUUGGAUUGGGUUAGAACGACAAAAUAAUUUCUGCAUUAAAACUCCAAUAUCGUAUCAAAAUUGGGAUUUUCAUGAACCAAACGACAAAGGAUUGGUUGAAAAUUGUGUCGCAAUUGGAAGUCAAGGGAAAUGGAGUGAUGAAGAUUGUAAUGCAAGUUUAGCAAUAAUAUGUAAAAGAG